UCUCUCUCACACACGCUCGCUUGCCAUCUUAAGCCAUCAUCCUUGGUGCAGCUCACCUUUCGAACGUCCUAACGUCCUGAAACAUCGCAACGCCGCAUCUUUUCGGCACUCAAGAGGUCGAGAAGACGAUCGCAUGGGCGAUAUACCUGUGCUGAGUCCUUGCACAUAGCGCCGGCAGACCGCUUUGCCUGGCUAUGAUCAGUCACCUGGUACCAGCGAAGUGACCACACGCUCGUCGCCCCUCCUUCGUCAACACAAAGCCCAACUUCACUCGUUCAAGCUCAGCACAAGGAAAGAGUUACCGUCUGGCUGCCGACCUGGUGCUGCUGCAAGAAUGUCCGCCUUGGCUCGCCUGUCGCGCUUAAGCGCUCAGCGCAAUGUGGUCGCAAACAGAUUAGCAAGUCCGCGGAACAACUCCCUUUUUCGACCGCAAGCACGGCUCAACAGAGCUUUCCUACCGCUCGAAAAUGCUGCGCUGGCGAGAGGCAUUCAUGUGCGCGCCAUUAGCUUCAGCUCAGUGCCUCGAGCCGCGUUGCGAGCAUUUAGGGUGCCCGCUUACGCCUUUGGUGCCGCUGGAGGGGCGUUGGCGUAUGCUAACUACAAGGUAGACGAAUUUCGUGGCUUCAUGGGCGGCGUGCUCGAUUCUGCCACUACCAAGGCAGGCGACUUGGCAGAGACGCUAGGAAUAUACGGCUCGGACGCAGCCUCGGCUGUCAAUGGGGGCCUGGCUGACCUCAGCAAGGGUGCCUCGGAACUUGGAGAAGGUUUCAAAGAGUGGUGGGCUAGCGUCGAAGCUAAGCAGAGAGCUAGGCAGGAGGCCGCGGAGGCGAACAGCGGUGGUGGCGGCGGAGAUCGUCAGCCAAGCGAGGGAGAUGAGGAGCCGAACAACGGAGGCCCGGCAGGUGCUGCUGCAGCUUUAGCUGCGACUCUCCUUGGCAAGGCGGCCGACGACGAGAAGGAGUCGGAGCAGGAGGGCAAUGGACCGCAGGCUAACAGCACCACCGCAGAGUUGCAACAACUCACUCGCAAGCUCAUUGAGGUCAGGAACAUACUCAAAUCCGUCGACCAUGCCGAUGACACCUUGACCCUGCCAUCAAUGGUGGUCAUCGGCUCCCAAUCGAGCGGCAAAUCGUCGGUGCUGGAAGCUAUUGUCGGUCAUGAGUUCCUUCCCAAGGGAUCCAACAUGGUCACGCGCAGGCCUAUCGAGCUCACUCUUGUCCGCACAGAGCCAACCCGCGCAAGCAGAGGUACGCCGGUCGAGUACGGAGAGUUUCCAGGGCUGGGUCUCGGCCGCAUCACCGACUUCAGAGCAGUCCAGAAGACGCUCUUCGACCUCAACAUGGCAGUGCCUGCGGCGCAGUGCGUCUCGGACGAGCCGAUUGAGCUGCGAAUCCACUCGCCGCACGUUCCUGACCUCACAAUGAUCGACUUGCCGGGAUACGUGCAAAUUGCAGGGAUGGAUCAGCCGGAAGAGCUGCGAGAAAAGAUCUCGACGCUAUGCGAAAAGUACAUUCGGGAGCCCAACAUCAUCCUCGCCGUUUGCGCUGCUGACGUCGACUUGGCCAAUAGCCCUGCCCUGCGCGCUAGUCGCAAAGUGGACCCACUUGGUCUGCGAACGAUUGGUGUCGUUACCAAGCUGGACCUCGUUCCUCCUGAAGAAGGCGCCGCCAUCCUACGCAACAACAAGUAUCCGCUCGCGCUAGGGUACGUCGGUGUCGUCUGCAAGGGCAUGACAAGCGCUUUCAGAACAUCGAGGGGACACGAUGGAGUCAGCGGAGAGGGCAACGUUACUAGAAGCGUCUUGCAAGGAGAGAAUGACUACUUCUCGCAGCAUGCGGAGCACUACCUGGCCGCGAAUGUGCGCGGACGCAAUGCCGGACAGGCGCCCCUAACGGGAACCGAGACUUUGCGGCGAAGGCUCAUGGCUGUCCUUGAAGAGAGCAUGGGCUCAUCCUUGCACGGCAUCGCCAAUGCGGUACAGAUUGAGCUUGAAGAAGCUGCGUAUCAAUUCAAAGUACAAUACAAUGAUCGAUCGAUCAGCGCAGAAUCGUACGUGGCAGAGACGAUGGAUGCGCUCAAGGCGCGCUUCAAAGACUUGGCGGCAGGUUUCGGCAAGCCCGAGGUUCGCAGUCUUUUACGGACAGCCUUCGACGACAAGGUCAUGGAUAUCUUGGCUCAAAUGUACUGGACGGAUGCGCGCGCUUCCGAACUCUCGCAGCUGGCGGACAAUAAGAAGUUGACGGCGCAAGACCUGGACAGAUAUUGGCAGUACAAAUUGGACGCUAGCACCAGCGCCCUCACGAAAUCAGGCAUCGGACGACUCAGCACGCAGCUCGUUGCUGAUGCCGUCAGAGCGCACAUCGACGGUCUCGCAUCUGCGGAGCCCUUCAAUCACCAUCCCGACGCUGCUGAGCGCAUUGCCGGCUUUGCGAGUGCCAUCCUGCGAGAGAGGUUCGGCAUCACUGCGGAUCAGGUGGAGAAUUGCGUCAAACCAUACAAGUACGAGGUGGAGGUAGAGCAGGUGGAGUGGGAGGAUGGUCGUCGAAGAAGCAUCGAUCUGCUCGACAAGGAGCUCAGGAUGUGCGAUGAGGCGCUCAAGAGGAUCCAAAAGGCUGUGGGCUCCAAACGUCUGAGGGAAGCCGAAGCGCAUGUCAAGUCUGUCGAGGAGAGGAGUCGCAAAGCUGCGUUGGCCAGAUUGAGGGCUCGUGAAGGUGCUGCGGAUGCUGCAGAUCCAGCGACGUCCGACGCGCUGUUGGAAGAGUCCGAUCCUACACAACCUCACUACAAUUCCGCACUGCUUGCCAAGGCGAGAGAGUCGACCUUCUUGGCGGACAGGAGCGCAAUACUCAAGAUGCGAGCUGCAGCGCUGCGGGCCAAGAGGUGCAAGACGGGAGGACCUGAAGCCAAAGCUUUUUGCCCAGAAGCCUUCCUCAGCGUCGUAGCCGACAAGCUAGCGUACACCUCGGUCAUGUUCAUCAACAUCGAGCUUCUCGCAGAAUUCUUCUACCAAUUUCCCCGAGAGAUCGAUAGCCACUUGAUCUACGAUCUAGGCAAAGAAGAGAUUUCCAGAUUUGCGAGGGAAAACCCAGACGUGAGGAAGCAUCUCGAUCUGCAAGAGAGAAAGGAAAAAUUGGAAAUGGUCAUGGAGAAGUUGGAUGCUCUUGUCAAGGUCUACCAGGAAAAACAGGCCCCUCAGCGCAAUUCCUCGUCCAAGUGGGGCUUUUUCUGAUUUUUGAUCCUUGCAGAUUUUCUACGAACCUCACCUACUUUGAGUUCUCUUUGUUCACCGACUCGCAUGUUCACCGUUCAUACCCCCCCACCUUUCUUAUGUGCUUGGACCUGACGACCACGCUGUACUUUUGUUUCGGAGGCUCCUUCUGUGAAUGCAUCACCUUUCAUUUCGGC
This is a messenger RNA of Ceraceosorus guamensis, 3405 nucleotides long. RefSeq lists its product as hypothetical. Gene Ontology annotation, molecular function: GTP binding; microtubule binding; GTPase activity. Gene Ontology annotation, cellular component: cytoplasm; microtubule; membrane. The record is from RefSeq and is a predicted model, not a curated record. The transcript is spliced from 3 exons. The coding region runs from base 335 to 3229 and encodes 964 amino acids. Lineage: Eukaryota; Fungi; Basidiomycota; Exobasidiomycetes; Ceraceosorales; Ceraceosoraceae.